Molecule: messenger RNA, 3658 nt
Organism: Symsagittifera roscoffensis
Lineage: Eukaryota; Metazoa; Xenacoelomorpha; Acoela; Convolutidae
Product: vacuolar protein sorting-associated protein 26C-like
Exons: 8
Coding region: 2-916 (304 amino acids)
Biological process (GO): intracellular protein transport
Cellular component (GO): endosome
Source: RefSeq, a predicted model, not a curated record
AAUGUCAACUCCAAUCGUAAUGGAAAUUAAAUUGAAGCGUGUGAACAAAAUCUACCGAGAAGGGGAAUCGCUUAGUGGAAUUCUUGUUAUUAAUUCAAAAACAGACUUGAACCAUCAAGGUAUCAAUCUAUACAUCGAUGGAACUGUUGGGCUUUCACUCAGCAGCAAAAAUGUGGGGGUGUUCGAAGCUUUCUACAACAGUGUUAAACCAGUUAACGUUCUCCACUAUACAGUUGAAGUUGCCAAGUCAGGAAAACUGCCCAAUGGCAAAACAGAAUUCCCAUUUGAAGUGCCGUUGAGUCCGAAAAGUUCUGCAAAAAUGCUUUAUGAAACAUACCAAGGAGUCUAUGUCAAUGUCUCAUACACGAUCAAAUCAGAAAUGAAAACCGGACUCUUAAAAAAAGACAAACUUGAACAGGUUGAAUUCUUCGUAGAAUAUCCCCCGGUUGUUCCCGAGGACCUAGUCAAUUCGAAAUAUGUGGACUUCAGUUUAGAACCAGAGAAACUAAAAAUCAAAGACAAGAAUUUGGUGGUCCCAGAUUUCAAAGUAGUCGGAACAAUGGACAACACUGUGCAUAGUAUAUUGAAACCGUACACUGGAACAAUCAAAGUUGUCCAUUCUCAUACUCCAAUCAGGUCCAUAGAAGUGCAGCUGGUACGAGUAGAAACAUGUGGAUGUGCUGAAGGAUACUCUAAAGAUGUGACGGAGAUUCAGAACAUCCAGAUAGCAGACGGGGAUGUGUGCCGGGGUCUGGACAUCCCGAUUUACAUGAUAUUCCCCAGGCUGUUUUCAUGUCCCUCAGUCCAGGCAAACAAUUUCAAAAUAGAGUUCGAAGUCAAUUUGGUGAUAGUGUUUAAUGACAGUAAACACACUUGCGUGACAGAAAACUUCCCAAUUCUUAUAGGCAGAUAUUAAUCUGUCUCGCCUUAUCACAGCAAAACCGAAAGUUCAAAAUGGUGCUAUCAGCUAUCCUAUAUUCUUCAAAUCAGAUCAUAUCUAUUUAUUUUUAUACAAUUAGACAUUUUAGCGAUUAUAUUUUGCGUUCAUAGAGAAGCUGUCAUAAAAUCAUCAUUGAAAAGCUUGUUUUUACCGAACUCAGUUUUUUCUCUUAAUGAGAAAGGUUAUUGGCACAUGCUUUUGGCCAUUUUUACUUAUCUCGAACUCUUAAAGAGCCGUGCAAAUUUAUAUACAAAUAAAAAAUGCUGGUUGUUAUAUACAAAUAAAAAUUAAAGCGGUGAAAAGAAAUUAUAUACAAAUAAAAAAUGAUGGUCCAUAAUAAUGAAACAUCAGAUAAAAGAUUUAAUUUUGCUCUGCAAGUGACAGAUCGGAGUUUUUUUGAAGCCAGCAAAUAUUAAACAAGUAGCGCUGAUGUUAUAUGAUCAAUUUUUUUCUUUAUAUAGUUUCUUUAUAUCAUUUAUCUUCUCAGUUUAUUGAAUAGCUUCCAAUGCUUCCUGGGAUCUACUAUAUGAGUUUGAUUUUGAGAUCAAUCAACGACGUUUCAUCCUUCAAUGCUGUACUUUUUGUCAUGAAAUAUCGCCUUAAUAAGUGUCAUUGAAUUUUAUUGCUUGGGGUCUCCUUCAUGAUAUCGUUUCUUGUUGAAUUCAGAUUCAGUUGCUCAGAGGAAGGUAAAUUAGGCUCUCCAAUUACAGAAGUGCUAAGAGAAAAAUAGUGAAUAAGUUUGCAAAUAAGAUUAUUUUUAAUUUUCCCCAUUUUUCUCUCAUGGGGUUAGCUUUGAGUAAUUAUAAAAUACUUUCAGCCAUAAAAGAUUCUUGAAGUUUUACAAAGAAACCGUAAAGUUGAAAUUCGAAAGCAAAAUUGUGUCGAAGUCAACAGUGCCGUUUGCAGAUAGGUUUGAUUAAUUUUCUAUCUACUUAAACAUGAGGUCACAGGAUGGGCUAAAAGGUGACAUUACGCCGUCGAAGGUACAAGAGAUUGCCCAAACGGAGGAGAAACUGCUUUCUCAAUCGAGCGACGACGCAAUUUCAGAUAUUCGAUCAUCGACGCAAAAAUGCAGAGGACUUUAUCUUCAUUACUUUCUGCAGUCAUUGUUCAAGCAGUUCAUAAACGGGACCAACUAUGCGUUUUUCGUUCGCUAUUUGAACAGUCCGGGACAUAUGUCAACUGCAGUCAGGUCCUUUUGGAACGUCCUCUGGACAUUCAAAUUCGUUUUUGCCAUUAUGAGUGACAUCUUACCAAUUUGCAGUCUUAAAAGAAAGCCAUAUAUCAUUUUGGGAUGGUGCUUGUCUUUUUGUGGAAUAUUGUUAGCUUGCUUAGUACCUUUUCCUGAUUCUCAUUUUGCAGUUGAAGAAAUCAACGGAACUUGCUCUGUAUCCGGUGAUUUACUAAAUCCGCAGUCUACAGAGUAUGUGCUAAUUUACGUGUUGCUCUUGGGAUUGGCGAAGUUUGGAGUUGCUAUUAUGGAUUGUUCGGCUGAUGGACGAUUAGUCGAAAUCACUCGAUCAGAACCGACGGCAAAAAGAGGAUCGGCUGUUGCGAUUGGUCAUUUGAUGCAAAAAAUUGGGGUGUUCGGCACCUCAAUUGUGAUCAUUUUGUCGUUAAACUCGCCAGAAUACGGAGGUAGUUUUUGUUUUGGCUUAUCGUUUGACACUUUACUCGUUUGUUUUGCUUUUGUUCCAGUAGUUGCGUUGUUCAUUACAUUGCUUUGCGUCGAAGAGCCACCAGUUCGACCAGGAGACAAAAUAUCUGCGUUUAAAUGGCUCGAAAUGUUAUGGAAAAAACUACAGGAAUCUGCUUUUAUACGAAUAGCAGCCUUUGUUUUCUUCUACGUGUUUGCAUAUAAUUUCAGAUCACCAGCGCGUGUCAGCAUUUCUAGGAACUGGGCGAAUGUUUCACCCAUGGCCAAUGCCGUUUUCGGAAUCAUUUCCUUACUAUUGCACAGUGUAGGGGUUGUGAUCUACAAACAAUGUCUGUUGAAAGUGAGCUGGCGGUAUUUAGUGUUCUUUGGGUUCAUCUUCUGCACUGCACCGAAUAUAAUUGUAGAAUACAUGACAAUUUUUGAUAUAUGGCGAAACGAGUAUUUCUAUUUCACAGAUGAUGUCUUAGAGGCAAUUCCUGAGGGAAUCCUGUACAUAAUCAUCAUGCAGGUUUCCUCUGAAAUAUGCGGCAGGCAUUUUGAAGGCUCGGUGUUUGCAAUUAUGAUGAGUGUUUACACGAUAUCAAUAGCAUUUGCAAGGUCGUUAUCGAAUUUACUCGGUUCAUUUUUUGAUGUGUCUUACUCUGAGCGAUUCUUACGAGAUAACGAAAAAGACAGGUUUGCUGUUUUUGCAUCGGUCCUGGCAGCUUAUGCGGUCAAGUUUGUUCUUUUGCCCUUGAUAUUGUUAUUGUUACCCAGACAACGUGAACAUUUGUCAUCGCUUGCUAAAAAGUCGAAGGCUUCAUCUAGAAAUGCGAUUAUAUUCGUUGUUGUUUUCAGCUCAGCUAUAGCGUAUUCAAUGGUAACAUCGCUGUUAGCUGUUAAUAGCAGAACUUCGUGUCUAUCCAUAGCUGGAGGAAAAGGUUGUUAGUCUUAAACAGGCUAAACUAAAAAUGAGUUUGAAACUAAUGCUAAUAAUAUUUUGAACUGUAAGAUUGCAAAACUAAUCUUGUAAAUAUUUUUUGUAAAAUAGUUGAGGAUUUUGAGGAUUACUUUCAGUUGAA